AUGGACAUACAAUGGAAAAAGCAAAUAACCAAAUCCUUCUCGUUGGUUGGCCUUUCAACAAAAGCUGAUGCAAUGAAACUCAUAAUAAAUAAAAUUAAAAGUGAAGGACACGAAACAAAUAUUGCCCUCUUAAUAGAUGAAAUUUUAAAGCAUUUAGAUAAAAACCAAUUAAAUAAUAAUAUUAUCGAUCAAAUUGCAAUAGAAAAAUGUUUUAAAUUAAUUGAAUCACUAAAUAGCUCCGAUGCAAUUGAAAAAGAUGCACUUAAAGUCAUUGAUGCAUUUGACUCACCAUUAUUUACCUAUGAUACCAAUACAAAACAAUUUUUAAAAUGUGAAAAUUUUGAAAAAUCAUUGCAUGGAUCUUCAAAAUCGAAAUCAGAUGUAUAUAGAAGGAGAUAUCAGAUGGUAUUACAAAGAAUCGAGAGAGCUGAAUCAUUUUCAGCACCAGUUUUACAAUCAGAUAAAAAUAAAGGCGAUUAUCAAGCCAUUACACCACUCAGCUCAUUAUUAGGCAGUUAUGGAAGAAAACACAUUUUAGGUACAAUUUCUGUAAUUGAAGAAGAUCAAUUCUAUAUAGAAGAUUUAAAUACCAAAGUUAAAAUCGAAAUUCCACCUGAUAUUGAAAUUGGGUUAAUUACAAUUAAUACCAUAAUAAGAGCAUCAGGCGAAUAUUUAGAGGGCACAUUUAUUGCUGAUAAAAUUGAACUACCACCAAAAGAAGAAAGAGAAAUUUCAUUAAAACUAUUACAAAACAUUGAUAUGUUUGGUGAAAGACCACAAAAAAAAACAUUAGAGCAAUUAGAAAGGUACGAAAAAGAAGUUGAUAAUACAAUUUUAUUCCUUUCUGAUAUUUGGUUAGAUUCUGAAAGAGUUAGAGAAAGAUUAGAUUAUCUAUUUUCUGGGUAUGAAGAGUAUCCACCAUUCGCAAUCGUCUUGAUGGGUAAUUUUACCGAACACCCCUUGAUCAAUGGUACCCAAUAUGACCUAAAAAAGAAUUUUAAUCUAUUAGCAACUUUAAUUUUGAAGUAUCCAAAUAUUCACAAAUUUACUCAAUUUAUUUUUGUACCUGGACCAACCGAUCCAACUGGUUCACUACUAAAUAUUUUACCAAAAUUACCAAUUCCAAAUGUAUUUGUAAAAGAGUUUCAAUCUAAAAUUCCAAAAUCAAUUUUUACCACCAACCCAUGUAGAAUAAGAUAUUGCACACAAGAAAUUAUAAUAUUUAGAGAUGAUUUAACAAAUAAAAUGAGAAGACAUUGUAUUAUACAACCAUCAAAUAAUUGCCACAUUUCACAACACUUAUUAGAAUCAAUAUGGAGCAACUCACAUUUAUGCAAUUUAACAUUAGAAGAUAAACCAAUAUAUUGGAACUAUGAUCAUUCAAUGUCAUUAUAUCCAUUACCAGACCUUUUAGUUAUAGGCGAUAAAGCAUUACAAUAUGAACAUUCAUAUUGUGGCACAUUGUCAAUGAACCCUAGUUCAUUCUCUACAGAUUAUUCCUUCAUCAGCUAUUCAACUGCCAGAAGAGAAUGUGGUUUUUCAAAAUGCGAUCCAAAUAAUAUCAAUAACGAAAGUGAUGAAGAUGAUGGCGAAAUGGAAGAAGAAAAUAAAGAUGAAAUGAUUAUUGACGAAAAUGAAGAAAGACUUAAAUCAAACAAAUCAAAAAAAAUCAAAAAUGCUCAACCAGAAAUAAAUAGUCUUGAAGAUGACUACGAAGCAAUUGAUCAAUUGGAAAACGAAGAAUUAAUUCAAGAGGAAAACGAAGACGAUAUUGUUGCUAAUUCUGACAAUGAGACAUCGUCAAAACCCUUUGAUGCCAAUAAUAAUAUUGAUAGUAGCGACGAUGAAGGUAUAGAAAGUCCUCUCGUGGAAUCUAACCAUGAUGAUUUUUUUUAA
This is a messenger RNA of Dictyostelium purpureum, 1896 nucleotides long. RefSeq lists its product as uncharacterized. Gene Ontology annotation, cellular component: epsilon DNA polymerase complex. Bases 1 to 1896 code for a protein of 631 amino acids. Gene Ontology annotation, molecular function: DNA binding. The transcript is spliced from 6 exons. Lineage: Eukaryota; Evosea; Eumycetozoa; Dictyosteliales; Dictyosteliaceae. Gene Ontology annotation, biological process: error-prone translesion synthesis; DNA-templated DNA replication. The record is from RefSeq and is a predicted model, not a curated record.